This is a messenger RNA of Vanessa atalanta (red admiral), 2235 nucleotides long. RefSeq names its product TWiK family of potassium channels protein 12-like. Gene Ontology annotation, biological process: potassium ion transmembrane transport; stabilization of membrane potential. The coding region runs from base 461 to 1849 and encodes 462 amino acids. The record is from RefSeq and is a predicted model, not a curated record. Gene Ontology annotation, molecular function: potassium ion leak channel activity. Lineage: Eukaryota; Metazoa; Arthropoda; Insecta; Lepidoptera; Nymphalidae. Gene Ontology annotation, cellular component: membrane. The transcript has 3 exons.
GACUCUCAACCCAUUGUAGUGACUUAUUUGUACUAUAAAUAAAAAAUACACCCCAAUUAUUCGCUCAAAGGACAAUAUACGUAUAAUAUACACGUGUAAAAAAUGUUAAAAGGCAGUGGUUAAACAAUAAGUGUUUUUGAAUGUAAGAGUUGUUAAUUUCAUCACUUUUAGGUUCAUUAUGUUGACAGAUCAGUGGCAAUCAUUGAAGAUGAGUGACUGCAAUACACUCCGACCGUUUGAACUUUCAAUGAUCAUCUAAAAUUAUCAGUGAUCAGAUUACUUCGAUACCGACAGACUUCUGAAUAUGAUUGGUUAUGAGUUCGAUUGUAAUCUUUCUGAAUUCAUAAAAUUGCAGCUAGCUGGACAUGUGGUGAGAAAUGUGAUCGACCGUAAAUCGUUUCAUUUGAUCUAAAAUUAAGAAAAAAAGGAUGUAUUAUAGCAUUAAAUCAUAAAAUCAAAUAUGGAGAAGAAAAAGAACAGUAUUAACGGGAAAUACAAGAAAAAUGGUAAGAUAGAUAAUUACGAUGAUGUAAUCACAACGUGCUGUCUUUGCAUCCAAACAAAGAAGAGCAAAAAGAAGAGUUUGAUAGCUGGAUGUAUUACAAAUUUAGGAAUAUUCGCAAUCCUUCUUGUGUACACGUUAGUUGGAGCAUUUAUAUUCCUAGCGAUUGAAGGCAGUGCUGCAAAAGUGCAUCAGAAAACGUUAGCAACGACAUCGUAUCAAGCGAAUGAAAACAGAAAAUCAAAUCCUUUACCGAAAGUCAACAGCAGCAUCGCACAAGUCAGUGCUGAAUUAAGGACACAAACAGUAGAAAGCAUCUGGGAAAUAACGGUAUCCUUGAAUAUUCUGUACAAAGAGAACUGGACUAGACUUGCUGCUCAAGAAAUUGCUAGAUUUCAAGAAAAACUUAUUGCUCGAGUUGCUGCAGACGUAUCUGAACAACAUGGGGAUGCGAGAGCACUAGAAUCAGCUCCAGCAUUGGUUACGGAUGAAUACGAGUGGAAUUUUGCCAAAGCAUUCCUGUAUUCAUUAACAGUUUUAACAACAAUAGGUUACGGCAGUGUGGCACCAAAAACAGCACUCGGGAAAGCUGUCACGAUUGGUUAUGCCGUUAUAGGUAUACCACUUACUCUAUUAUAUUUAUCUGUGGUGGGAGCGCUGUUAUCUAGACUUGCUCGAAGUAUAUUCAGUCGGGCAUUAUGUUGCUGCUUAUGCUCCAAAUGUGGUUAUUGCUGCCUUGACGACAGAACAAUGGCUGUGAAAGAAAGGAAAGAAAAAGUAAGGCGUCAAGAUGAUUACAGGAGCCAAACCUUACAUUUACAAGAACCGUAUUAUGUUCGAUCACCAUCAGGUACUAUUAUUUCUGCAUCACAGGCUAACAGUCUGAGCACAAAUUCUAUAAAAGAUAAGACUCAAGGUUUACAAUUUCUACGCGAUUGUGACUCAAUGAGCUGUGCUGACACUGAUUCAAAAAUAUCUCUACGUGGAUUUUCGAUUCUUGCACCAAUUUCACUAUGUCUAGCAGCCAUUUUUACCUAUAUAUUUUUUGGAGCUCUUGUCUUAUACCAGCUGGAAGGUUGGAGUCCUAUAGAUGGAGUUUAUUUCUGCUUCAUGAGCCUUAGCACUAUUGGUUUCGGACAUCUGGCACCUGGUUUAACUCAGAAGAACGGUGCUUCUUCUGGUACUAUCUGGUUUUGCUCGAUUUACAUUAUGACUGGUUUAGCUCUGACUGCGAUGUGUUUCAAUGUUCUCCACGAUGAAAUUGUUCACCGAUUAAGGCACCAUGAGAGAAUACUCAAAGCAAAUAAUCAAAAGACUUCAACACCUGAAUUCCUACAGCGAUCUUGACGAGACGAAAGCGGCAAUUUCACAGAAGAGACAGUAGUCAAUUCUGAUGUGGAGACACUGCCCGAGGUAUUGCACCAUAUUCCUAGUACUAGGUACGAGGGUAGUGCAAUACGUCGAUCCGUUUACACUCUCAAAGAAGAGAAAGAACCAGAACGGGCGACACCAAUGUAAUAAGACGUUCUUUUAAAUAUCUACAAUUUUAAAGAUGGAGUUCCAUUUGAAAUUGGUGUUUGAAUAUUUUCAAGAUUUGUUAGGAUGAGUGAAUUUUAGUAUAGACAAAGAAUGAUUUUGAUAAACAUAAAUGUUUACUUAAUAAAACGACUGAAGUGUUUGUUAAUUACUUUAAUUAGGUAAAUUUAGUGCCAAAUAAGACGAAUGAUUAUAUU